AUGAUUGAAGAAUCCGGUGUGUUUGAGUCUGGCUUGCGAACCGCUGACAGCCGCGCGAUGGCUGCACGAACGGGUAAAUCCUCCACAACAGACGACACAGGUUUACCCCCAGAAGAAGGCUUUCAAGGGUGGUCCUGUGUCGGCGGCGCCUUUCUCGGCCUCUUCUGUACAUUUGGAUUCCUCAAUGCCAUCGGCGUAUUCCAAACUAUCUAUCAAAAGACCACACUCGCCAGUUACUCUUCAUCAGCCAUAUCCUGGAUCUUCGCCGUCCAAAUAUGCUUGAUGUGGGCCUUAGGCCCGCUCUACGGCCGCAUCCUGGAUACCUACGGCCCGGCCCCAGUCCUCUACCCCUGCAGCGUCCUCUGCGUCUUCUCGCUCUGCAUGACCAGCCUUACGGACAAGUACUAUCAAAUAUUCCUAGCGCAGGGCCUGGGCUUCGGCAUCGGCGCGGGUGGAGUGUUUACGUCGGCGAUGGUAUGUGUUGGACAGUGGUUUGGGCGGAGACGCGGGUUGGCACUUGGGAUUUCGAGUUGUGGUGCUAGUGUGGGCGGCGUUGUGUUUCCUGUGUUUUUUGACAGGAUUAUCCAGAUUGAGAGUGUGGGCUUUUAUGGGGCUAUCAGGUAUACGGCGUUGUUGGUGGGUGUGCUCCUGGCAGGGGCUUGUUGGUUGAUUAAAUCAAGGUUGCCCAGGAAGAAGUGGAAUCGGGAGGUGGCUUGGUUUGAUGCGAAGUUGUUUAAGGAGAAGCAAUUUGCGUUUUAUACUUUUGGGUCGUAUAUGGUUAUGUUCGUCUCGCUCUUUUUCUAUUCUGAUAUCCUGGAUCUGGGGGUUGGGAAACACGAGGAAAGAGUGACAAAAAAAAGCAAGAUUUUGCGGCUGACGCUUUUGCACAGGUGGGGUCUUUGGGGACCGUUUGAUUUCCUUUCCAGCAUGGCUGAAGCUAAAGGGUUCUCGUCGAAUCUGGCCCUGUAUUUGAUAUCGAUCAUCAAGCCUGAGCUGUCGUCCAUCAUUGUUUGUGAAAGAUCUUCGCUCAUCAACUUGUUUAGUGCGACUUCCAUCUUUGGUCGGAUCAUCCCAGCACACGUCGCCGAUCAUAUCGGCCAUUUCAACGUGUUUACCACCUGCUCGCUGUUUACUGGAGGCUCCAUGCUUUGUCUCUGGCUUCCAUUCAACUACCACCCCUCCCAUGCAGGGAUCAUUGUGUUCGCGCUCGUGUACGGCUUCGUCAGCGGUGCAGUGGUAUCUUUGGUCAUGCCAUGUGUAGCAAAGACUGGGAGUCUAGACACACUCGGCCAGCGAUUUGGAACGUUCCAAAUAGUGAUAUCAGUCAGGUAG
This is a messenger RNA of Penicillium daleae, 1332 nucleotides long. RefSeq lists its product as uncharacterized. Bases 1 to 1332 code for a protein of 443 amino acids. Gene Ontology annotation, cellular component: fungal-type vacuole membrane. Lineage: Eukaryota; Fungi; Ascomycota; Eurotiomycetes; Eurotiales; Aspergillaceae. The record is from RefSeq and is a predicted model, not a curated record. The transcript has 3 exons. Gene Ontology annotation, molecular function: transmembrane transporter activity. Gene Ontology annotation, biological process: transmembrane transport.